Messenger RNA from Durusdinium trenchii, 1137 nucleotides. The record is from the annotation of a GenBank genome assembly. NCBI's taxonomy places the organism in Eukaryota, Dinophyceae, Suessiales, Symbiodiniaceae.
AUGCGGCAAGCGGAAGAACCAUUGGAUCCCAAAUACGAGAUCAUCGAAUGCGAGUCCCUCGGCACGAAAGUACGCAACAUCAAGCGAUUCUAUGUGUUGAAUCCCACAUCUGACUCCUACGAGUUCAAUUGGAUACAAGAAGAGCCAGAGAAAAAAGAGCAAGCAACAACACUCUCCCAUCCAUUCCGCUGCUUGACCAAGCGUGGUACAAUCCUGCCGGGGAAGAAGUUUGAGAUGCUCUUCGAAUACUUGCCAACGGACCCGGAGACCUAUGAAUCACGCUGGGUCUUCUCAGUUCCUGCCAAGCAGGCUUCACAACCAUUUCUGCUUGUGGGCACGGUGAAGGAACCAAGGGUGGGCUUCGACGUCCCUUGCAUCAAGUUCAAACGGCUGCUUUUGGGUGCGAAGAUGACCGAGAAGGUCAACCUCAUCAACCAGGAAAAUCUUCCGUUGAACUUCUCCUUUGAACGUGCUGCAGGGCAUCCAGCGCUCAAGCUAAAUCCAAAGACUGGAGUCAUUCCACCAGGUGAGUCCUUCCCGGUGGAAGUGAGAUUCUCUCCGAAUGAGGAGAAAUUCUACAACUUGAAUGUUGUUUGCACGGUGAAGCGGAAGCAGAAGCCAGUCUUGCUGAACAUUAAGGGUGAAGGCUAUAGAAUACAUACCAAGCUGGUGGUGGAAGAAGGUGAGGAAGGCAGAGAAUUGCGAAAUGGAGUCAAGGAGCUCUUGGACUUUGGAGAAGUGCAGGCGGAGGAACGACGAAGCUUCACGUUGAAACUGAGCAGUCCAAGCCCACCAGGGCCUCGCUUUGAUGAUGAUCAGUUGCCGGCACGCUACUAUUUUGUGUGGCAGAUGCGCAAUUCCUUCGGGCGGGUAGUGCUCCCACAAUCCGACGCGCCUCCAUAUUUGACCAUCACGCCGGAGCAGGGUGUCAUCACCCAGGACAGCGAAACGGCAAUCAUCGUAGAGUACUCGCCAAUGGAUGUGCACAAACUUGAUGGUGCUUCACUGCAGAUGCGCAUUCCAUCAGGUCCUGAGGACACCGGCUACACCUUGUCGCUGUUUGGACAUUCUUUCAGGCCACCCAUAGAACCGAGCCAACCUGCAGAGCCCGGACCAGUUGAUGAAGGCUUGAUGUAA